AUGGACCCAGGGUCGUUAUCAACUAUUUCAGAAUUCAUCUUGCUGGGGCUUUCCAGUUCUCGAGAAAUUCAAAUAUUCUUUUUUGUGAUUUUCUUUCUUGUCUAUGUAGCCAUUGUAGUAGGAAACUUUCUCAUUGUGAUAUCUGUGAUAUUUGAUAACCGUCUUCAUUCCCCUAUGUAUUUCUUUCUGGCAAAUUUAUCAUUUUUUGACUUAUGUCUUUCCUCUGUGGCAACACCCAAAGUAAUUGCAGAUUUCCUGAGAAAACACAAGACUAUCUCUUGGUGGGGCUGCAUGGCCCAGAUGUUUUUUAUGCACUUCUUUGGGGGUGCAGAGAUGUCUCUUCUGAUAGCUAUGGCGGUGGACAGGUAUUUUGCCAUAUGCAGACCUUUGCACUACAAGACCAUUAUGAGUCGCAGGGUGCUCAUUGUGUUCCUACUACUUGCAUGGACAAUUGGCUUACUACACACUACAAGCCAGAUGAUUUUCACAGUGGGUUUACCUUUCUGUGGCCCCAAUGUUGUAGACAGCAUUUUCUGUGACCUACCCCUGGUCAUCAAGCUUGCCUGCACUGAGACCUAUAGUCUAGAGCUCUUGGUGAUUGCAAACAGUGGACUUCUGUCCCUGAUCUGUUUCCUUCUCUUGCUUAUGUCCUAUGUUGUCAUGCUGGUCACUAUCUGGAAGCACUCCUCCAGUGCAUCUUCGAAGGCUGUGUCCACAUUAUCUGCUCAUAUUACAGUGGUAACUCUCUUCUUCGGCCCAGCUACUUUCAUCUAUGCUUUCCCAUUUAGUAGUUACUCUGUAGAUAAGUUUCUUUCUGUGUUUUACUCGGUAAUCACUCCCCUUCUUAACCCAAUUAUUUAUACUCUGAGGAACCAAGAAAUGAAGUCAGCUAUUAAAAGACUGUUCAACCAGCGUAUUGGAUCCUGGAUGUCCACCUAA
Molecule: messenger RNA, 939 nt
Organism: Erinaceus europaeus (western European hedgehog)
Lineage: Eukaryota; Metazoa; Chordata; Mammalia; Eulipotyphla; Erinaceidae
Product: olfactory receptor 4K13-like
Exons: 2
Coding region: 1-939 (312 amino acids)
Biological process (GO): G protein-coupled receptor signaling pathway
Cellular component (GO): membrane
Molecular function (GO): olfactory receptor activity; G protein-coupled receptor activity
Source: RefSeq, a predicted model, not a curated record